Molecule: messenger RNA, 3209 nt
Organism: Bicyclus anynana (squinting bush brown)
Lineage: Eukaryota; Metazoa; Arthropoda; Insecta; Lepidoptera; Nymphalidae
Product: lipase 3
Exons: 1
Coding region: 847-2343 (498 amino acids)
Source: RefSeq, a predicted model, not a curated record
UUUAAAUGUCGGCGGUGUAACACUCUUGCUUCGUACAAGAGAAUUCAGAUCAAAUUAGUUUAUUUCAAUAAGGCUAUCUUUGAUCGAUAGUAACGAAGUUAGUUACCUAGUUAUUGAGCUGUUUCUGACACAGCUAAUCUAACCUCCCUACCUCCCAGUGAAAGUCGUGUCCUUUCCAAAUUUCAGCCAAAUCCGUCCAAUAAUUUUUUGCAUGAAAAAGUAACAAAUAUUCAUUCCAUAUAGGCCUAUAGCCACCAGUUUUUCGCAAAUCUCGCAAAAACCAUGGACUUGUUUGGGGCAAAAAGUAACCUAUGUGCUAAUGCAGGGUAUAUCUAUCUUCAUUUUAAAUUUAAGCCAUACCAGUUCAGUAACUUAGUAGUUAGUUGCGGCGUUAAAGAGUAACAAACAUCCAUACAAAUUUUCAAGUUUAUAAUAUUAGUAGGAUAUAAUAUUAAGUUUAGGUUGGAGUUUGAACAGAAGUAAUUAAUUAGUAACUAAAUUAUCCAGUUUACAUCAAAACUAAUAAGUAGUAAAUAAAUCUACCUAAUAAGUAUAAUAUACGGGAGUUGUUAUUGUCAAAGACCCGUAGGUUAUCACAACACCAAUGACGUGGGUAAGUGCGAACAAAAAAUAAGUUAAAAACAUUUUUUUCCCGUCAAACAUUGGAGAAACAAGAGCAGAAUACGGCGAAUUUGUUUAUCAAAAUUACGUAUUAACCCGGAGGUCAUCGGGAAUACAAUGUUGUUAGUAAUACCUACACUAUAGACUGAGUGAACAACGAACACAGACUGUGUACUGACACGCGACGAUCGAGGCCAGUCAGAAUUAGACGUUCACUCAUCUACUAUGAACGCAUUACAUUAUGUAUGUGUGCUUCUAGCGAGCUCCGCUGCGUUUCCAUUACAAACAACGGGUUGGACCUUCGAAAUGAAUCCUAUUCAGAAUUUUUCGGAUAAUAUGAAGUCUUUCUUCGAGGUGCAAAAGAAUCUCGUCGAGCAGGCAUUCAACGCGAGCUAUCAAGAGGCCGUUCGAAUGAAAAACUCAGUGAGCAAUUACGUCGAAGAUCAAGGGGAGAAAAUCAGUGCCGAUAUUAACAAUUACGUCGAAAAUGUUAGACAGAAAGGCAAAAAAAUGGCUGAUUCGUGGUCUUACUCGUAUAUGCAGGCCGAGGAACCUAACGCUCGGAUGGAAAUCCCGGAGAUGAGUUUAUCAGUGCCGUCCAUCAUUACGCGAAACGGAUACACGUGUGAAACUCACACUGUAGUAUCUCAAGGUUACAUGUUGAAUAUUCACAGGAUACCACGUUCCAAGGAUGGUGGACGCAUUCCAAAGAACGCAGUGAUCUUGCAACACGGUCUCUUCGCUAGUUCCGCUGACUGGAUACUAAACGGCCCCGACAAAGGCCUCGCUUAUGUUCUGGCCGACGCCGGAUACGACGUUUGGAUGCCCAACAUCAGAGGCAACAGGUAUUCUAAAGAACACGCUAUUUUAAAGAGUGAUUCUAAAUCUUAUUGGAACUUCUCGUGGCACGACGUCGCUUUGCACGAUCUCCCCGCUGUCAUAGACCAUGUAGUCGAACACACAGGUGAUGGUGUUAAAAUAACUUACAUAGGCCACUCUAUGGGGACCACAAUGUUAUUUGCUAUGUUGUCAUUGAGGCCUGAAUAUAACGAUAUCCUGAGCGCAGGGUUCGCUUUAGCGCCGGUGACUUUCCUAACUGAUGUACAGUCACCGAUAAAAUCGUUGGCACCGAUCGCGAGCAACGUCGCGUACAUGGAAAUGUUGUACGGUUCACACGAGUUCAUUCCAAAGGAUUCAGUUCUGGGAAAGAUGUCGAAUUCCUGCGACGUCGACAACGUGGAUUCUUUAGUGUGCAAGAACGUGAUAUUUUAUAUAUGUGGGUACAACGAGAAACAGUUUAACAAGACUUUGUUGCCCGUUUUCUUGUCGAAUUUGGGCACCGGGACGUCUUGGAAGACGGCCGUGCAUUUUGCCCAGGAAAUCACAGCGGGGGGCAGGUUCCAGCAAUUUGAUUACGGGAAAAAGGAUAAUUUAAAAAUGUACGGUACGGAACGACCUCCUGAAUAUGAUCUCUCUAAAAUAACCCUUCCCAUUAAGCUGUUCUGGGCGCAAAACGAUUUACUUUCCAGUGAAAAAGAUGUGCAACUACUUACCGAAAAGUUACCUUCGACGACAGAAGUCUAUAAGGUUCCAGAUCCGGAGUUCAAUCAUUUAGAUUAUCUCUGGGCCAUCGACGCGCCUACUCUAGUCAAUAAAGAAGUAUUACAGUCUUUAGAUAAAGUUAAUUCAUUAAAAAAUAGUAAUUCGUUAUGGGGUUGGUGAUAUUUUUUCUUUGUGAAUUACACUAGACUGGUUUAAUAUUGUAGAUAUAAUGUUAAGUAUACAUUAUAGUCGAACUGUGUUGUGAAAUCAUGCGAUGGAACAUUUCAAUAUAAAUAUACAGUUAAAUAAAAUUAAUUAGGUAUUUUAUAUCCUAAAUAUGGAAGGCAAUAUAAUUUUAUUUCUGAAAAGUAUCUGAAUUCAAAUUAAUUUGUACUGCUGUGGUAGACGGUAAUAUGAAGCAAUUUGUGUUGAGAAUAAUAUAAAAACGAAAUGAAACAGGAGGUACGAGUAGGUACGUCUUAGGGAAAAUUAUUUUGUUUGAGUUACGCAUAAAAGUAAUAUUUUGCCUGUAUUUUGCUCUCAAUUACGUAGGUACAGCAUUUGUCAAGCAAAAAGAUCGCUGGCGAUUGUAUAAAAAAAAAUAUGUUUACGAUUUUUAUCAACACACAGUGUAACCUGUAAUCUUCGUAUUCGUAACUUUUGGUAUUUUUCAUAUCUAUUUAUUAGGAAAAAAUACUGUUAUUAAUUAAAUUUUGAUCUGCUUGUGAUGUCGAUGUGUUUUUCAUCUAAAAUUCACUUUUAGAAGGUAACGCAAAACAUUUUAUAAAAUGUUUAUUCGUAGGUACAUAGGUAACCCUCAGCAAUUCCACUAGAAUAACUGAGUAAGAAAUAAUAUUAAUUAAUAUUGAUACGUACUUCUUUAGCGAUUCCAUUAGAAUAAAUAAUUAAAUAUACUCGUAUAUAAACGUAAUAAUAUUAAUUUAUAUUAAUAUUAGGCAUAAAAGUUGUAAGGAAUAUUAUUAGGUAGGUAUUCGUGAUAUUUCAUAAAUUGUAUAAUUUUUAAAUUAUAUUCGUAAUUAUUAUAA